Messenger RNA from Amphibalanus amphitrite, 2604 nucleotides. RefSeq names its product fukutin-related protein-like. NCBI's taxonomy places the organism in Eukaryota, Metazoa, Arthropoda, Thecostraca, Balanomorpha, Balanidae. The transcript has 8 exons. The coding region runs from base 1 to 1974 and encodes 657 amino acids. Gene Ontology annotation, cellular component: Golgi apparatus. Gene Ontology annotation, biological process: protein O-linked glycosylation via mannose. The record is from RefSeq and is a predicted model, not a curated record.
AUGUCCGAGCCCGCGGCUGACGACCGAUGUCCGAGCCCGCCGCUCAGGACAGAUGUCCGAGCCCGCCGCUACGGACAGAUGUCCGAGCCCGCCGCUACGGACAGAUGUCCGAGCCCGCGGCUGGGACCGAUGUCCGAGCCCGCCGCUCAGGACAGAUGUCCGAGCCCGCGGCUGGGACCGAUGUCGCUAGCUCAGCGGCUGAAGGAAGACUUCUCGACGCCUCGGAAACAAAUUCACAAGGGAACGGCUGAACGAACGCCUGUGACUGCCGAGAAACUCCGUGCGGCGCGGUCCGGCCGGCGGCUGCGAGCGCUGGGUGCAGCGCGCGCGCUGCUGCUGCUGCUGGCGGCGGGCGUCUGCUGCCACCUGCUGCUGAUGCCGGCCUGCCGACCCGACAACGAGCCGCGGCGCUGGUCUCGCGCCGGGCGCCGACUCCACCUGAGCCUGGCCCGGCCGACGGCGGCCGACCGCGGCGCCGUCCGGCGCGUCUGUCCCGAACACUACGUCAACUCGACGGUCGGCUACCCGUUCUUCUACGACGGCUGGCGGUCGGCGGCGUGCCCGCUGCGCCGCGACUACGGCCGGCUGCUCACCGUGCUGCUCGUCGUCGCCGAGCCGGCAGACGUGGCGCGCGUGCGCCGCGUCCUCGCCGGACUCAACGAGCAGCUGCCGGGGGUGCCGGCGCGCGUGGCCGUGGUGGACGGUCUCGGCGGCCGCCUGGCGCCGUUCCGCGACGUGACCGAGGUGCCGGUGGCCGCGUCGGCCGGCCGGCCGCCGCCGCUGGCCGCCCUGCUGAACCGGCUGCUGGCCGGCGCGGCCACUGAUUACGUGCUGCUGGGCGCCGAACUGGAGCGGCUCGACUCGGACGCCGACCUGGAGCGGCUGCUGCGGGAGGCCGAGCGGCAGCGGGCGGCCGCCGUGGCCGGCGCCGCGCGCGGGCCCGACGGACGCUGGUCGCUCGGCUGCUUCCAGGUGCGGCUGGCCAACUACUCGCUGCGCUACCGGGCCGGCUACUGGCGCUCCCGGCACGAGUGUGUGCGCUGCGACCACGCGGCCGGGCCGCUGCUGGCGCGCGCCGAGCUGCUGCGCCGCUGGCCGCUGGCCGACAGCAGCCGCCUGCCGCUCGAGCGCUGGCUGCUGGACGUGCGCGGCGCCGGCCAGCAGCCGGUGCUGGUCUGUCCGGACGUCAUGUUUCACGUGCGGCGGCAGCGGCCGGCCGCGGCCACCGACUGGCUGCAGGAGGCGCGCCGGCUGCACCUGACGCUGGUGGAGCCGCCCGCCGGCGGCCGGCUCCAGUUCAGCUGCCAGCAGCUGCGGCUGCCGUGCGAGGUGCGGCCCGGCCGGCUGCUGUCGCCCUGCUGCCGCCGACAGCUGCUGCGACUGAUCCACGCCGUCCUGGACGACUGCGAGCGGACCGGCGCCCUCUGCGAGCUCCAGGAGGGCACGCUGCUCGGGGCUGUGAAGUUCGGCUCCGUGCUGCCGUGGGAGCGUGACGCCGACAUCGCCUUCAGCAGCGGCGACAUGGCGCUGCUGGCGCUGCAGGCCGGCCAGUGGGGGCUGAGAGGACUCCGCUGGGUGCCAGAGAGCGAGCCGUACUGCUGUCACGACAACCGCACGGCCGGCGGCGUGGCGAAGGUGUACCAGGACGACUGGAUGCUGGAGCUGUGGGGCCAGCACUGGCUGGACACGGAGAAGCUGCGCCGCCACGGCCUGCCGCCCACCAGGGUGCAGCUGGACGGCCGCUGGUACCCGGCGCCCCGCAACCCGGGCCGCUACGUGCGCAACCGCUACGGACGCGAGGUGUACCGGCACGCCGAGCACUGGAUGGACACGGGCCGCGCCAGCAGCUGGGAGCCGUACGACACGGCACGGUUUUUGGCGUGCGACUCGCCGGGCGACCACAGCUGCCUGGACCAGUACAGCACUGACGGCGUGCUGCAGUUCGAGCCCGAUGUCUGGCCGGCAGACGAGUGAGACACAGCUGACGGAGCUGACAGACAGCCGACGGACACAGCUGACGGACACAGGUCUGGGCAGGUCUGCACAGUUCUGGUCGUCGGCCACUGUCCCCGGUGUGCCCGGCCCUGUGUCUGUGGCGCCGAUACCGUAAUACUAUGUGUAUCUUGUGUAUUUUAACCCUGUCAUUACGAAUUUCAUUACCAAAAACUGUUCAUAUUUGUGCAUCACUGUGGGCCGACCGCGUCGCUGUGUCAAGUUUAGCGGUCGAUCCUGCCACCACCGACUGAGCAGUGCGUCUGCAGUGACGCGAGUAAGCAUAUUGUUGAAACGUCUCCGAGUUACAAUGAAGGCGCUGGCAAUGGAAAUGUGCACAAAAUUUCCUAAGCAUAUAAUUUAACGAUAGGUAUCGUUUUAGCACCAUCGCAACAUAUCUAUAACACCAGUGGACGUUGGACCACUCCCGACAGAAUUGUGGCGCAGGGUUCGCUUUAUUGGAUAUACCUACUAUGGCGAUUGGGGAUUAGUAGCGCCCAGACGGCGGAAGACGUCCGUGUCCAUCUGGCUAUACUGGUCUCUAUCAGAAGCCGUGGCUGAAUAGGUGUAACCAAAGACGUGUAAAAAUAAACGAUGUAUAUUUGGUUAAGA